This is a messenger RNA of Grammomys surdaster, 8487 nucleotides long. RefSeq names its product ring finger protein 213 (gene Rnf213). Gene Ontology annotation, cellular component: nucleolus; membrane; cytosol. The annotation marks the transcript as partial. NCBI's taxonomy places the organism in Eukaryota, Metazoa, Chordata, Mammalia, Rodentia, Muridae. The transcript has 27 exons. Gene Ontology annotation, molecular function: ATP hydrolysis activity; ubiquitin-protein transferase activity; ATP binding. Gene Ontology annotation, biological process: ubiquitin-dependent protein catabolic process; sprouting angiogenesis; negative regulation of non-canonical Wnt signaling pathway. The record is from RefSeq and is a predicted model, not a curated record.
AGCGUGAUCCUACCUUCAUCUGCCCCAGGAGAUCUCAAGAACAACAAUGUCUUGGUGGUGGAAUCAACCCCAGAGGGAAAGACUGAGCAGGGAGAAGUGCUGAGAGAGGAGGAGGUCCUACUCUCAUCCACAGACUUCAGCAAGGAACUGGAAAACCCAGAGGAGUCGGAGUCCCAUGACUCCUGGACCACCCAAAUGAGUAAAAAGGAGAAGAGGAGGAAGAGGCAGGGCAGCAUUUCUUCCUCAGAGGCACCUUCCUCUGGCCUCUGGAGUCUGGACAUGCCUUCAAGCCCUGGAUCCCACGACUCAGCCUUGCCCCAGAACCAAGCCCAGCAGGAUGGUGCGGCCAGCCAGCCUGGGCAUUCCCUGGACCCAGAGAAUGUGCCAAUGGAGAAAGAUGGCUCUGUGCAUGCCGAGGGCAGUGACAGCCCUCAGCAGGGUCAGGUUGCAGAAGGCACAGAUGCUCAGAGCAACCUUGUUCCCAGUAACCACACAGAAGUGAAGGACCUCAAUAUCUCUAAGCCAUCAGUGGACAAGGGCCUGGGCCUAGAAGGGGGCCCAGCCCUUUCAGCCUUCGGAGGCCUCCCUAAGAUGACUGAUGCUUCCCAGAAGGCCCCAUUACCUGAGUCUAAGGGGGAGACAUGUGGACAAGAGGAGAAAGUGCUGCCAAUUGAUGCUGCAGGCAAUCCGGUGAAGAAAGCUGGGAAAGAAACAAGAGACGAUGUUCAGAAACAAAAAACAUCACCUGUGAGCACUGCUGCCUCUAAGGAUGGAGACCAGGAAGCUGAACUCAAGGGCAGGUUGGCCACCCCUGUCAGGAAGAGUAGUGAAAGUGGGAACGCCCAGCCAGAAGAUCAGAAGAAGCCAGGAGAGAACAGAAAUUAUGCAGCAGCCACGAAAAACAAGAACCAGCAGUCUGCUGCACCAGAGGCUCCAGGUGCACUUAACCCAUGGGAUAAAGUCACUGUGCACUUCCACGCUAUUGUUUCCCAUCACUUUGGAUUCAAUCCAAACGAGCACAGAGUGUGUGUCAGAGGGGGAGACGGACUCGGGCAGAAAGGCUGGACUGAUGCUUGCAAGAUGUACUACACCCAAGACCUGGAUGACCUCGGUUCUCUCAUCGAGGGCAAAAUGGACAUUCCCAGACAGAACCUGGACAAACCCAUCCCUUAUAAGUAUGUCAUUCACCGUGGUGGCAGUGGCAAGGAUACCGUGGAAUAUGAGUUCAUCUAUGAACUGCCACAGAAGAAAGGAGAACAUGUGAACCGUUGUCUGCAGGUUGCCUCUGCUCUCUUGGGCAGAGGAGACUGGCAUCAGUACGAUGACAUAAUCUACAUGAAGUCUCCUGGGUGGUUCCAGCAAGCCAAGAACCGCAUCACUGAUGGCACUAGAAAGGAACUGGUGAGAGGAAAGAAGCAGGCUGCUGUGGUCAUGCUGGACCGCAUCUUCAGUGUGCUCCAGCCAUGGAGUGCCACCAACCUGCAGAGCUUCAUGGCUCAGUUCCGGCAGUUCUACUCUGUGGUCGGAGAGCCCAAGAUUCACGAGGGCUGUGCAAGAAAUUGGUCCAGUCUGCAAUAUGAGGAGAAAGAGGUGAGGAUGAACCUGUGGGAGCACGUGAAAAAACAUAUGGUCCUGGAAGGAAAAAGUUGGGAGUCUCUGCCUGCCAACUGCCCUGUGAGGAGUAAGCUGACGUUGGGCCUGAGCAUCCUUUUCAUGGUGGAACAAGUUGACUUUACUGUAUCCAAAAAGGACCUGGACUGUCUGUGCUCUCUCCUCAUUCCGAGUGCUGGCUCACCAGAAGCCCUCCAUAGCGACCUGGGCCCUGUCCUCAGCAUGCCUCAAAAAUGGUGUGCAUACUUGACAAACCUAUGCCAUAGGUGCAUAGACAAGAGGUGUGACCGCUGGCUGGGUAUCUUACCUCUCCUGCACCACUGCAUGCAGCAGUCUCCACCCAGAAAGAACUCCAAGAGCCAGCCCGAGGACACCUGGGCAGGCCUUGAAGGCAUCCCCUUCUCAGAGUUUCGGGACAAAGCACCUACUGGGAGCCAGGCUCUCCAGUUCAUGCAGAAUAAGAUGGCCCUGCUGCAUGUGGAUGAGUACCUCUUCCGCUCCUGGUUCAGCUUGGUCCCCCUUGAAAGCUUAAGUUCCUACAUGGAGAACUCUGCAGAAUACCUGAGUCACGUGCCCACUCGGGUCCUGGACUGUUUUCAAGGGAUUUCAUACCGCCUUCAAGGACUCGGGAGGAUCUCACACCAAAAUAUGAAGGAUGUCAAGAAGGUCUUUAAAAUGCUGAUACAACAUAUGGAAAUGUAUCAGGACAGAAUCUUUGGGGAGAGCCUGCCACAGAUAUACUUGACUGAGUGUUUGACCCUCCAUGAAACUGUCUGUAAGAUCACAGCUGACCAACAGUUCUACGAGAUUCCUGCCCUGUCUGCCGAGCUCAUCUGUGAAAUGCUUACACUCAGCUCUUCAGAGCAUACUGAUGAGGGGCAGGCUGCAAAACCUUAUGAAGAGCUGGUGACAACCACCUUCCAGGACGCCCUGGACACCACAAGAAAGUGGCUGCGCAACGUGUUUACAAGCCGCAUGUUCUCCUGCAGCUCAGUCACCGUCCGACUUACCUAUCCUAAUGAGAUGGCGGUAUGGCGAAGGCUAGUGGAGAUUGACUUCCCAGAGAAGUAUGGCUGGAAGGUGUCCCUACUGGCAGACAUGGAAGGGAGGCUCAAGCAGGAACCUCCCCGUUUGCAGAUCUCCUUCUUCUGCAGCAGUCAUGAUGGUGGACUCCGUGACAGUGUGGCGAGGAGCUUUGAGAAGUGCGUCAUCGAGGCUGUCAGCUCUGCCUGCCAGUCUCAGACCAGUGUCCUUGAGGGCAUCUCCUGUCAAGAUUUGCGGAAAUUUGGUACCCUCUUGUCUGCUGUGAUAACUAAGUCAUGGCCUGUGCACAACGGGGAGGCCGUGUUUGAUGUGGAUGAGAUCUUCAAAUAUCUGCUCAAGUGUCCAGAUGUGAGGCAUCUCUUCAAACUGUGUGGAACCAAUGAGCACAUCAUAGACAACAUCACGGAGGAAGGCAGGCAGCUGAUGGCCACUGCUGAGUCUGUGUUCCAGAAGGUUGCAGGGGAACUUGAAAAUGGCACCAUUCUGGUUGGACAGCUGGAGUUGAUCCUUGAGUACAAGGGUCAGUUUCUUGACAUCUGGAACUUAAAUAGAAAGAGGCUGCCAUUCCAAGAGAAGGCCUGUGACAUGAAGGACUUGCUGGAAAGGAGAAAGGAUGACCUGCGGUUCCUCAAGCGAGAGAAGAGAUACGUGGAGAGCCUCCUGAUGCAGCUUGGAAGAGUGAAACACCUCGUGCAAGUUGAUUUUGGAAACAUUGAAACAAUCCACUCUCAAGACCUCAGCAAUAAGAAACUAAAUGAAGCCCUGAUUAAGCUUCCCAAUUCCUCAUCCUCCAAAAGGAAGACACAUUACUGCCUGAACUCUGAUAUCCGAAAAAUGGCAAGGAAGCUAGACUCCCUGAAAGACAGCCAUAUCUUCCAGAACUUCUGGCAUGAGACAGCGGAGUUGUUGAAUACUCUGGAUAAAGACCCCAGAGAGUUGAAGUUUUUGCUUCCAGAAGUCUUGGAAAACCUGUACAAACCUUGUUAUGACAAAUUCUACAAGCUCUAUGAGAAUCUGAAGUCAGGAAAGAUCACCUUUGCUGAAGUUGAUGUCAUCUUCAGAGACUUUAAAGAUAAAUAUGAUGAACUUGAUGUCGAUCUUAAAUUCAUGUGCACUAUGAACCCUCAGGACAAAAAAGGUUGGAUUCCCGAGCGUGUUGGGCAGAUCAAAGAAUAUCACACCCUGCACCAAGCUGUCAGCUCUGCCAAGGUCAUCUGGCAGGUCCGAAGAGCUCUGGGUGUGACCGGUGACUUCAGUGUUCUUAACCCAUUGUUAAACUUUGCGGAUUCCUUUGAGGACUUUCGUAAUGGGAAACUGGACCAGAUCAGCCCACAGUUCAUCAAGGCCAAAAGGCUGCUUGAAGACAUCAGUGAGGCUCGCCACCACUGCUUGAAGGAACUCACCCUGCACAUGGAGCUUGUCACCUGGCUGCAUGAGGCCAUGGAAGACCUCAGUGAACUCAAGGUGUUCGUGGACCUGGCCUCCAUCUCAGCGGGAGAGAAUGACAUUGAUGUGGACCGGGUAGCCUGUUUCCACGAUGCCGUGCAGGGCUAUGCUUCUCUGCUGUACAAGAUGGAUGCAAACACAGACUUCAACGAGUUCAUGAAUCGUCUGCAGGAACUCUGGAGGGCCCUGGACAAUGACCAGCACCUGCCUGAUAAACUGAAAGAUUCUGCCAGAAAUUUGGAGUGGCUGAAGACAGUGAAGGAAAGCCAUGGAUCUGUGGAGCUCUCUUCUCUGUCCCUGGCCACAGCAAUCAACAACAGGGGCAUCUACGUUAUUGAGGCACCCACAGAUGGCCAGAAGAUCUCCCCAGACACUGUUCUCCACCUCCUCCUCCCUGAUCACCACGGUUACCAGGAGGCAUUGCGCAAGUACUCCACAGAGGAGCUGAAGGAGCUUUUAAACAAGCUGAUGCUGAUGUCUGGAAAGAAAGAGCACAGCAGCAAUGCAGAAGUGGAGAAGUUUGCAGAGGUCUUCAGCAACAUGCAGAGGCUUGUACAUGUCUUCAUAAACCUGCACUGUGCGGGCAACAUGCUGUUCCGAACUUGGACUGCUAAGGUCUACUGUUGCCCCGGUCGGGGCAUCUCCAUGGACUUUGGCUUGGAGCUGCUGAGCCAGCUGACAGAGAGUGGAGAUGUCAUUCAGCUCCUGGGAGCCCUCUGCAGGCAGAUGGAGAAUUUCCUAGAUGACUGGAAAACAGUGGUCAGCCAGAAGAGAGCUAAACACUUUUACCUCAACUUCUACACAGCUGAGCAGCUGGUCUACCUAAGCAGCGAGCUCAGGAAACCCAGACCUAGUGAAGCUGCCCUCAUGAUGCUGUCCUUCAUUAAAGAUAAAUGCACUGUCCAGGACCUCACACAAGCUACCAGCGCCCGUGAAAGCAAGGCUGCCAGACACGGCCUGCGGGAGGCUAUGAAAAGGCUGCCUCAGCAGCUGCUUUCGGAGUCCAGCCUGAUGGGGAAGCUUCAGGUCAUCAUGGCGCAGUCCCUAGAGUGCAUGAGUGCCUUCCUGCCAAGCUGUCUGGACCUGGAUGCCCUGGGUAGAUGCCUGGCUCAUCUGGCCACGCUGGGUGGCUCUCCUGUGGAGCGGCUCCUCCCCAAAGGCCUGCAGGUUGGCCAGCCUAACCUCAUCUUGUGUGGCCACUCUGAGGUGUUGCCGGCUGCACUGGCCAUCUACAUGCAGGCCCCUAGGGAGCCCCUGCCCACCUUUGAUGAGGUGUUGCUCUGCACCCCAGGGACCACGAUCGAGGAGGUGGAACUACUCCUGCGACGUUGCCUUACUUUGGGCUCCCAGGGGCAUAAAGUCUAUAGUCUGCUGUUCGCAGACCAGCUGAGCUAUGAAGUGGGGUGCCAGGCAGAGGAGAUCUUCCAGAGUCUGUGCGCACAGUCGCACCGUGAAGACUACCAGUUGGUGAUUCUCUGUGAUGCUGCCCGGGAGCACUGCUACAUCCCCUCCACCUUCAGCCAGCACAAAGUCCCCCUGGUGCCCCAGGCCCCACUGCCGCACAUCCAAGCCUACCUGGAGAACCAUUAUCAGGUCCCCAAGCAGAUCCUGUCAGCAGCAAAUGUAUUCAGAGAUGGGCUGUGUGUUGGAAUCGUGACCUCUGAAAGAGCUGGUGUUGGAAAGUCUCUCUAUGUGAGCACAUUGCACAAAAACCUGAAAAGGAAGCUACAUGAUGACACGGUACCUUUAAAAAUUAUUCGGCUGACAGAGCCUCACAUAGAUGAGAACCGCGUCCUGAGCGCCCUCCUGCCAUUCCUGGAGGAGAACUAUCAGAAGAUGCCGGUUAUAUUCCACAUUGAUGUGAGCACUUCAGUCCAGACUGGAAUUCCCAUCUUUCUUUUCAAACUCCUAAUUCUGCAGUACCUAAUGGAUAUCAAUGGAAAAAUGUGGCGCCGGAACCCGUGCCAUUUAUACCUUGUUGAAAUCCCACAAGGGCUCUCAGUACAGCCAAAGAGGUCUUCUACACUGAACGGACGUGUACCCCUGUUCCAGUUUCUUGAUAUCUUCCCCAAAGUCACCUGCCGUCCUCCCAAGGAAGUGAUAGACAUGGAGCUGACUCCUGAGAGGAGCCACACAGAACCUGCAAUGGACCCAAUGGAGUUCUGCAGUGAAGCUUUCCAAAGACCUUACCAGUAUUUAAAGCGUUUCCAUCAAAAGCAAAACCUGGACAUGUUUCAGUAUGAAAAAGACUCUGUGGAAGGCUCUCCUGAGGAGUGCCUGCAGCACUUCCUGAUUUACUGUGGCCUGAUAAACCCUUCCUGGUCAGAGCUUCGGAACUUUGCUUGGUUUCUGAACUGUCAGCUCAAAGACUGUGAGGCGUCUGUCUUCUGCAAUUCAGCUUUUACUGGAGACACACUUCGGGGCUUCAAGAACUUUGUGGUGACCUUCAUGAUCUUAAUGGCUAGGGAUUUUGCCACUCCGACUCUUCACACUUCAGACCAAAGCCCAGGUCAGCAGUCGGUCACCAUUGACAAAGUUGCUGAAGAAGACCUAGCUCCCUUCUCUCUUCGAAAGAGGUGGGAGUCAGAGCCCCACCCAUAUGUCUUCUUCAAUGGUGACCACAUGACCAUGACAUUCAUAGGUUUCCAUUUGAACCCUAAUAACAAUGGCUAUGUUGAUGCAAUCAACCCCUCAAGUGGGAAGGUCAUCAAAAAGGAUGUCAUGUCCAAAGAGCUGUUUGAGGGGCUGAGGCAUCAGAGAGUGCCCUUCAACAUUGACUUUGAUAACUUGCCCAGACAUGAGAAGCUUGAAAGACUCUGCCUGGCACUAGGUAUUGAGUGGCCUAGUGAUCCCGAUGAAGCAUAUGAACUUACCACAGACAAUAUGCUUAAGAUCCUGGCCAUUGAAAUGCGGUUCCGGUGUGGGAUCCCAGUUAUCAUCAUGGGAGAGACAGGCUGUGGGAAGACCAGGCUCAUCAAAUUUCUUAGCGAUCUCAGGCGUGGUAGUGUUGAGGCAGAAACUAUGAAGUUGAUGAAGGUCCAUGGAGGGACAACACCAUCUAUGAUCUACUCCAAGGUCAAGGAUGCUGAGAGAGAAGCCUUCUUCAAUAAGGCCCAACACAAGCUGGAUACCAUCUUGUUCUUUGAUGAAGCCAACACAACAGAAGCUGUAAGCUGUAUCAAAGAGGUCUUGUGUGAUCGAACAGUGGAUGGCGAGCACCUCAAUGAGGACUCUGGCCUGCAUAUCAUUGCUGCCUGCAACCCUUACCGGAAACACUCCCAGGAGAUGAUCCUCCGCCUGGAGUCAGCAGGUUUGGGAUACAGAGUGAGUGCAGAGGAGACUGCAGACAGGCUGGGCUCCAUCCCCCUGCGGCAGCUGGUAUAUCGUGUCCAUGCUCUGCCUCCAAGCCUCAUUCCUUUGGUAUGGGACUUUGGACAGCUGAAUGACUCUGCGGAAAAGCUCUACAUCCAGCAGAUCGUACAGAGACUGGUGGACUCCGUCACGGUGAAUGAAAGUGAGACUUGCGUGAUUGCAGAUGUACUCUCCGCCUCUCAGAGGUUCAUGAGGAAGAGGGAGAAUGAAUGUGGUUUCGUUAGCCUCCGGGAUGUGGAACGCUGUGUGAAAGUGUUCCGGUGGUUUCAUGACCACAGUGAUAUGCUCUUAGACAAGCUGGACGACUUUCUCCAUAAAUCCAGUGACAGCACACAUACUUUCAAGAGAGACCCUGUUCUCUGGUCCCUUGUGAUGGCCAUUGGGGUAUGCUACCAUGCAUCUUUAGAAGAGAAGGCAUCCUACCGGACAGCCAUUGCCAGGUGCUUUCCCAAACCAUACAAUGACAGCAAGGUCAUCCUUGAUGAGAUCACGCAUGUACAGGAUCUUUUUCUGAGUGGGGCACCCAUAAGGAACAACAUAGCCAGGAACUUGGCUUUGAAGGAGAAUGUCUUCAUGAUGGUAAUCUGUAUUGAGCUUAAGAUUCCCCUUUUCCUAGUGGGGAAGCCCGGCAGCUCCAAAUCCCUUGCUAAGAUCAUUGUGGCAGAUGCCAUGCAGGGACAGGCUGCCUUCUCUGAUCUCUUUCGCUGCCUGAAACAGGUCCACCUGGUGUCAUUCCAGUGCAGUCCCCAUUCCACCCCCCAAGGUAUCAUCAGCACCUUUAAGCAGUGUGCUCGAUUCCAGCAGGGGAAGGACCUGGAGCAGUAUGUCUCAGUGGUGGUGCUGGAUGAGGUUGGGCUGGCUGAAGACUCACCCAAAAUGCCCCUGAAGACUCUGCACCCCCUGCUGGAAGAUGGGUGCAUUGAAGAUGAUCCUGCCCCAUACAAAAAAGUUGGCUUUGUUGGCAUUUCCAACUGGGCUCUAGAUCCUGCCAAGAUGAACCGAGGCAUCUUUGUG